Messenger RNA from Elephantulus edwardii (Cape elephant shrew), 1695 nucleotides. RefSeq names its product CTP synthase 2 (gene CTPS2). The record is from RefSeq and is a predicted model, not a curated record. NCBI's taxonomy places the organism in Eukaryota, Metazoa, Chordata, Mammalia, Macroscelidea, Macroscelididae. Gene Ontology annotation, biological process: CTP biosynthetic process; pyrimidine nucleobase biosynthetic process. Gene Ontology annotation, molecular function: CTP synthase activity; identical protein binding. The transcript is spliced from 16 exons. Gene Ontology annotation, cellular component: cytoplasm; cytoophidium. Bases 1 to 1695 code for a protein of 564 amino acids.
AUGAAGUACAUCCUGGUCACGGGUGGGGUCAUCUCAGGCAUUGGGAAAGGAAUCAUUGCCAGCAGCAUUGGGACCAUUCUGAAGUCAUGUGGACUCAGAGUUACUGCCAUCAAAAUCGACCCUUAUAUUAAUAUCGAUGCUGGCACCUUUUCACCUUAUGAACAUGGUGAAGUAUUUGUCUUAAAUGAUGGUGGAGAAGUGGAUCUAGACCUGGGAAAUUAUGAAAGGUUCUUGGACAUCAAUCUUUACAAGAACAACAACAUCACCACGGGGAAGAUCUAUCAUCACGUGAUCAAUAAAGAGCGGCAUGGAGAUUACCUGGGCAAAACAGUGCAAGUGGUCCCUCAUAUCACCGAUGCGGUCCAGGAGUGGGUGAUGACCCAAGCCAUGGUGCCCGUGGACGGCAAUAAGGAAGAGCCCCAGAUCUGCAUCAUCGAGCUGGGUGGCACCAUUGGAGACAUUGAAGGAAUGCCCUAUGUGGAAGCCUUCAGACAGUUCCAGUUUAAGGCCAAGAGAGAGAAUUUCUGUAAUAUCCACGUGAGCCUUGUCCCACAGCCCAGCACUACUGGAGAACAAAAAACAAAACCCACACAGAACAGCGUCCGUGCGCUGCGAGGCCUGGGGCUCUCUCCAGAUCUGAUUGUCUGCAGAAGUGUGGCGCCCAUAGAAAUGGCCGUGAAGGAAAAGAUUUCUAUGUUCUGUCAUGUGAAACCCGAGCAGGUAAUAUGUAUCCACGAUGUUUCUUCCACAUACCGAGUACCUGUGCUUUUGGAUGAACAAGGCAUCGUUAAGUAUUUUAAGGAGAGGUUGGACCUGCCUGUGACAGAUUCUGCGACUAAUUUGCUUUUCAAGUGGAGAAACAUGGCCGACAGGUAUGAAAGGUUACAGAAAACGUGCUCCAUAGCCCUGGUUGGCAAAUACACCAAGCUCAGGGACUGCUACGCCUCCGUGUUCAAGGCCCUGGAACACUCGGCCUUGGCCAUCAACCACAAGUUGAAUCUCAUGUACAUAGACUCCAUUGACCUGGAGCAAAGCACCAAAAAUGAGGAGCCUGUGAAAUUCCACGAAGCAUGGCAGAAGAUCUGCAAAGCCGAUGGUAUUCUUGUGCCCGGAGGCUUCGGAGUCAGAGGCACGCUGGGAAAACUCCAAGCGAUUUCUUGGGCAAGAACAAAGAAGAUUCCUUUUCUGGGAGUUUGCCUUGGGAUGCAGCUAGCAGUAAUUGAGUUCGCCAGAAACUGUCUGAAUUGGAAAGAUGCUGAUUCCACAGAAUUUGACCCCAAUACCCCCAUUCCACUGGUGAUUGACAUGCCUGAACACAACUCUGGCGAUUUGGGAGGAUCAAUGAGGCUGGGAAUAAGAAGAACUGUUUUUAAGACGGAGGAUUCCAUACUGAGGAAGCUGUAUGGUGACGUUUCUUAUGUGGAAGAAAGACACAGGCAUCGGUAUGAGGUGAACCCUAAGCUGAUUGACCAAUUUGAGCACAGUGACUUACGUUUCGUAGCUCAGGACGUCGAUGGGGAGAGAAUGGAAAUAAUUGAAGUGGCACAUCAUCCUUAUUUUGUUGGUGUCCAAUUCCAUCCUGAGUUUUCUUCUAGGCCGAUGAAGCCUUCUCCUCCAUACCUGGGGCUGUUACUUGCAGCGACUGGGAAUCUGAAUAACUUUGUGCAGCAGGGAUGCAAGCUGUCGUCCAGGUAA